Manduca sexta (tobacco hornworm) is the source of this 3587-nucleotide messenger RNA. Its product is annotated as membrane alanyl aminopeptidase. Bases 150 to 3083 code for a protein of 977 amino acids. Gene Ontology annotation, molecular function: metalloaminopeptidase activity; peptide binding; zinc ion binding. Gene Ontology annotation, cellular component: cytoplasm. The record is from RefSeq and is a predicted model, not a curated record. Gene Ontology annotation, biological process: proteolysis; peptide catabolic process. Lineage: Eukaryota; Metazoa; Arthropoda; Insecta; Lepidoptera; Sphingidae. The transcript has 14 exons.
AACCCAUAUGACAUUAUCGACGUAUAAGAUUAUCACUUCGAAAUUUCCUCCGCACUCUUCAAAGACCCACUUUCGAGACAGUAGUGUGUGGCAAUCGUAUGGAACGGAUAUCGUGUGAAUAGUGUGCCGGCCAUUUUAGAACAAACAAAAUGGUCCGGGAGAAAUUUAAAUGGAAGUUGACCAUCCUACUCAAUUUAUUAUUAUUAAAUGUAUUCACGAAAUGUCUUCCCAUAGAAACAAGGCCUGCAAGCUACAUAACGAGUUCAGAAACAGCUUUUACGAGCUCAAAUGCCAUGACUUUGGAAAUACCUGAGACUCAUGUCGAAGAAGUCACAGCAAAUAAUAUCAUUCCAAACAUAACACACGCAAUAACAUUUAAUUCUUUAUUGAGAAACGUAAGACCAGGACAAGAUGUUAGGCAAUACGCUAUUGAAUUGACGCUCAAUGGGAAUCAGUUCACCGGUCGCGCUGUGCUUGAUGUGGUAAUAACUGAAGCUUCGAUGGAAGACAAUUUAAAGUUCCACUUCGACGGCGUGACCAUACAAAGUGUGCAGACUGGAGUUUUUACAGUAGCUAGUGCUGUUCCAGCAGAGUUUACCUUAGACGAUGGAAUUCUUGAAAUAGAACCAACACAGAAUGCGGCCACGUUUAUUGUUAUUGUGGAGUAUACUGGCACAAUGGGAAAUGAUGGUCAAGGACUUUACGUCGGACAGGCGUACGACAACCCGUACAUAGCAAUGAAUCUGCAUCCAACAAACGCUCGCCGCGUGUUCCCGUGCAUGGAUGAGCCUACGGAGGCUUCAACCAUUACGAUUUCCUUUAAAAACAUUGAACAAACCAACAUCGUGGCUAAUGCAGAUUUGGAUGCGAGCAACUCUAAUGACGGAGUAAGCCAGUUCCGGCCGCUCCAAGGCCCUCCACACGUCUGGGGCAUGAUCGCACACGACUUCAACAACUUAAACAUCCCGGCAACAAACGUCGCUCUGAUUGGUCGACCUGGUGUUCCCAACCAGGACUCCCAGGGUUCCAUAGCUAUCAACGCAUAUUUCAACUAUCUUAACACGUGGACUGAGAAGCAAUACUUCGAGAUCAUCGUUAAUCAGAAUAGCAGACUCCACAUUAUCGCCUUACCGGACGUAGAUAGGGAAUGGAAUGCCCUAUCGACUAUCGGAAUAUGGGAGCCAUACUUAUUAAUGGAGGCAGCAGCAUCCGUGAAGCAGAGGAAUACUGUCCUGGUAAAGAUUGCUGAAGCGUUAGCAAAGCAAUGGUUUGGUUACGUCAUAUACCCACAGAACUGGAGGCAUCAAUGGGUUGUUUCUGGUUUGGGCACAUACGCGGCUUAUGAAGCUUUUGCAGAUUUCCAAACGCCUGCCACAGACGCCGACAUCACUCUUCUAGACACAAACACUUUGUUUGUCACUGAAAUCAUACAAGAAAGUCUGCUCCGUGAUGCCUACGUUGGUGCACAGUUAUUGGAACCACAAUCAGAACUAUUCGACGAGGAAGCUAUAAGGUUUCACAUAAAUGGUCUUGUGAAAUACAAGGCUCCUGCGAUUAUGCACUUUAUAAACCUCAUAAUCGGUAAUGAUAUUAUUCAAACCUCUGCGAGGGCUUUGCUUGCUGGCAGAUCUCUUCAGACUGUCAGCACUCAAAACUUCAACGACGCCGUCAACAGUAUCCUGACACAACAGGGUAACCAAUUUAUAGAAGACCUUAAUGAGUUCCUCGACCCCUGGCUUCACAACAGCGGCUGCCCAUUGAUCCAUGUCGGUUUGAGACAGGGAGGGGUUCUCCUGACUCAGGAACAUUUUAGUUUCACAUCACAAAGCCACGUGAGCUACGAAGUGCCUUUGAGUUAUACCACCAGCAUAAAUCCGAACUUUCAAAACAUCCAACCUAUACUUAAGUUGGAUUCAACAACUCCCCUUAACAUAGCCCUAGGGGAUGAAGAUUGGGUGUUAUUUAACAUUCAAGGUCAAGGCUAUUACCGUGUUAACUACGACAGUGAUCUUUGGGAAAGAAUUAUUGAGGCUUUAGAAGAUCCUGAUAGAAGAGCAGUCAUUCAUCCACUGAACCGUGCUACACUGAUUGACGACUCCCUUAACUUGGCUAGAGCUGGCAGACUGGAUUACGACAUAGCAUUACGCGUCGUUCUAAGCAUGGUGCAUGAGACAGAGUACGCCGUGUGGAAGGCCUUCGUCAGAAACAUGGACUUUUUAAGGAAGCGUCUGGUGGCUCUCGUCACUGAUGAUGAUGACUUGGAUCCCGAUAUUUAUGUGAGAAUGGUUAGACGAACAGUAGGUUCUGUUGAAGAAGAAUUAAGCUUCCAGCCAGAUCCGCUUAUUUCUGAAUCGUCCAUGGCUUCAUUGACCAGGGGCCUGGUAAUGGACCACGCUUGUAGAUCUAAUUACGAGCCUUGCAUCGCCGCCGCAGUGGAUUGGUUCUACGACCCUAACAACAAUGGUGUCGUAAACCCCAACAUUCCAUAUGACAUCAGACCAGCAGUGUACUGCACUAUGGUCAAAGAGGGAGAUGGUACCAUUAUCGAAGCUUUAGAAGCGAGACUUCAAAUAGAGCCGAGCCAUUACGAGAGACUCGUCAUUCUUGAGUCUUUUGCUUGUUCCCAAGACGAUGCCUUUAUAAGGAGUCUCCUGGAAGAAACUGUAGCAGCAGGCAAUAGAUUCUUCAUGGAGGAGAGGGUCAAGAUCUUCACGGCUGUGGCAGAGAGCAGUCUUGCAAACGUCGGAAUUGCUGUAAACUUCAUGGCAAGACGAACUGCAGAAAUCAGAAAUAUGUACGGUGGGAGUCAGAAAUUAGAAGAAUUAAUAUUCGUUCUUGCUGAAAAUAUAUUGAAUGCAGAUUUGGCAAACGAUUUCAGUAUAUGGGCAAACGCACAAAACAACAACCUUGACGACUCGCAAGACGCCGCAAACGCAGCUCUGGCGGUCAUCAACGAGAACCUCGUGUGGGACAGUAACCUUAAACAAGGAGUUUACGAAUGGAUUAAUGAAAAUGAUGCGCCGACGCUCGCUGUGUCUCUAGCUUUACUCUGUACCACGUUAGUAAUCACUUUAUUCCAUUAAUAUUAUUAUUUUAUCAUUUCCAGAAUAUUAUACUAAGAAAAUUAUAUCCUUUAUUAAUUUUAUUAAAAAAUUUAAACUAAAGUUUUAAAUAGCAUUAGAUUCAAUUAUUAUUUUUACUAAGAAAUGUAUAAUUAAUAUAAAACUGUUGAUUUUAAGAAUUAGAAUCGUAAUUUCGUAGCUAGUGGUAGACAUACUUUUAAAAUAGUAUUUACUACCUUUAUACGUUAAUAUUAGAGAUACAAUUUACUCCACAAUAUGACUUAAGAUGUAUACUAAUUAGUUAUUAUUCUAUAGAGUUAGUUUAGUAUUUUUAUAAGAGAUUGUAGCAGAAACUCUAUACUAUAUUUGUUUAUAGUAAUUUAGAGUUGUCAAAGCUGACGCCCGAGUAACACGCAUUCCACGUUCUUUUAACACCAGGGGCCUUAUUCUCUAUCCCGCACGUUAUUUUGACAGUGCGUAACAAGCACGAAACACAACGCAUCAUGUUUAGGACUAUAGAAAUUU